AUGAAUUCCAUUGGACAGAAAUUAAAUUCAAAUAUUGAGAGGUUCAACACUUUGAAUAUGGAACUUUUACAACAAGUUCAAUGCAAUCAACAGCAACAACAACAAGAACAACAAUGGAUGAACCUCUUUGCAGAGAUGAUGAAAAGUAAAGAUCAAGAGAUUGCAUUAAGAGAUGAGCUCGUGAAGGAACUCAAAGAUCGACACAGUCAAGAUCAAGAAUUAUGGAAAUUACAACAUGAAAAUCUUCAUCAAUAUGCUCAAGAACUCGAAUGUAUCGUCGAACAGUUAAAGGAAGAAUUACAACAACAAGAUGCAUCCAUACAAUCACUGAAAGAUUCGUUUCAAGAAAUUGAACUUGAAAAUUCUACUCUCAAAGAAAAUUUUGAGAAUCAAGUGGAAGAAAUAACGCAACAUUAUGAAUUAGAAUUGAAAGAGUUUGAAUUAAAUGCUUCUUUAGAGAAGAGACAAUUGCAAGAUCAAUAUUUUGAAAAUUCAUUGUCACUUAAAAGUUUUAUUGGUCAACAAGAGGUUGAAAUUGCAACAUUGAGAAAAGAAGUUUCUCUUCGAACGAGAGAAAACAACUCUCUGUCACAACAUUGCAAGGCCAUUGAAAUGAGAAUGCAAACACAAAUCAUGCAAUUGGAAACAGAAUUGUUGGAACUAGAAAAAAGAAUGAAACCAUACAACAAGAAUAUGACCAAGAAUUGGACACAAUCAAACAAUCCAUUCAAAGCAGUUAUUCCAAUCAAAUAG
Messenger RNA from Naegleria fowleri, 753 nucleotides. RefSeq lists its product as uncharacterized. The transcript has a single exon. The record is from RefSeq and is a predicted model, not a curated record. Bases 1 to 753 code for a protein of 250 amino acids. Lineage: Eukaryota; Heterolobosea; Eutetramitea; Acrasida; Naegleriidae.